Messenger RNA from Drosophila subobscura, 6720 nucleotides. RefSeq names its product myosin heavy chain, non-muscle (gene zip). Gene Ontology annotation, cellular component: myosin complex. The transcript is spliced from 13 exons. Gene Ontology annotation, molecular function: actin filament binding; cytoskeletal motor activity; ATP binding. Lineage: Eukaryota; Metazoa; Arthropoda; Insecta; Diptera; Drosophilidae. The record is from RefSeq and is a predicted model, not a curated record. The coding region runs from base 213 to 6152 and encodes 1979 amino acids.
UCAUCGAACUGCAGUACCUGGUCAAUGCGGAUUCAUCGUCGUGCCACCAUACCAUUAAAUACAAAAAAAAACGACGCGUCGCGCGUCGAAAUAAAAGUGUGUAUUAAAAAACCUCUGCAAUAGCCCCCUCAAUACGACAAGAAACCCCAAACGGCAAAACCGCAAGUUGAAUUGAGUGAGAAAUAUAGAGAGAGAGUGAAAACAGCGCAACAAUGUCGGAAGAAGUAGAUCGCAACGAUCCCGAGCUGAAAUACCUUUCGGUGGAACGGAACCAAUACAAUGAUCCGGCCACACAGGCCGAAUGGACACAGAAGCGUCUGGUCUGGGUGCCCCACGAGAAUCAGGGCUUCGUGGCCGCCAGUAUUAAGCGGGAACAUGGCGACGAGGUCGAGGUGGAACUGGCCGAGACCGGUAAGAGGGUCAUGAUCCUGCGCGACGACAUACAGAAGAUGAAUCCUCCAAAAUUCGACAAAGUCGAGGACAUGGCCGAGCUGACUUGCCUUAACGAGGCCUCCGUGCUGCACAACAUCAAAGACAGAUACUACUCUGGCUUGAUCUAUACAUAUUCCGGUCUCUUCUGCGUGGUGGUCAAUCCGUAUAAGAAGCUGCCCAUCUACACCGAAAAGAUCAUGGAACGGUAUAAGGGUAUAAAGCGACACGAAGUGCCACCGCAUGUGUUUGCAAUAACGGAUAGUGCCUAUAGAAACAUGCUGGGUGAUCGCGAAGACCAAUCGAUUUUGUGUACUGGCGAAUCGGGUGCUGGCAAAACGGAGAACACCAAGAAGGUCAUCCAAUUUCUGGCCUAUGUGGCAGCCUCCAAGCCCAAGGGCUCCGGUGCGGUGCCGAAUCCUGCCAUUCUGAUUGGCGAACUGGAGCAACAACUGCUGCAAGCGAAUCCCAUACUGGAGGCCUUUGGCAAUGCCAAAACCGUCAAGAACGACAAUUCAUCGCGUUUCGGUAAAUUCAUACGAAUCAAUUUCGAUGCGUCUGGCUUCAUUUCGGGUGCCAAUAUCGAGACGUAUCUGCUGGAGAAGUCGCGUGCCAUCCGUCAAGCAAAGGACGAACGUACAUUCCACAUCUUCUAUCAGUUGCUGGCGGGCGCCUCGCCGGAGCAGCGCGAGAAGUUCAUCCUCGAUGAUGUCAAGUCGUAUGCAUUCCUGUCCAACGGCAGCCUGCCGGUGCCUGGUGUGGAUGACUAUGCCGAGUUCCAGGCCACCGUCAAGUCGAUGAACAUCAUGGGCAUGACCUCGGAGGACUUCAAUUCGAUAUUCCGCAUCGUGAGCGCUGUCCUGCUGUUCGGAAGCAUGAAGUUCCGACAGGAGCGCAACAACGACCAGGCCACGCUGCCCGACAACACGGUGGCCCAGAAGAUUGCCCAUCUGCUCGGCCUGAGUGUGACGGACAUGUCGCGGGCGUUCCUCACGCCGCGCAUCAAGGUGGGCCGCGACUUUGUCACCAAGGCCCAGACCAAGGAGCAGGUGGAGUUCGCUGUGGAGGCCAUUGCCAAGGCCUGCUACGAGCGCAUGUUCAAGUGGCUGGUGAAUCGCAUCAAUCGCUCGCUGGACCGCACCAAGCGGCAGGGGGCCUCCUUCAUCGGCAUUCUCGACAUGGCCGGCUUUGAGAUCUUCGAGCUGAAUUCGUUCGAGCAGCUGUGCAUCAACUACACGAACGAGAAGCUGCAGCAGCUGUUCAACCACACCAUGUUCAUUUUGGAGCAGGAGGAGUACCAGCGCGAGGGCAUCGAGUGGAAGUUCAUUGACUUUGGGCUCGAUCUGCAGCCCACCAUCGAUCUGAUCGACAAGCCCGGCGGCAUCAUGGCGCUGCUCGACGAGGAGUGCUGGUUCCCCAAGGCCACCGACAAGUCGUUUGUCGACAAACUCGUCUCGGCCCACUCGAUGCAUCCGAAGUUCAUGAAGACCGACUUCCGGGGCGUGGCCGACUUCGCCAUCGUCCACUAUGCCGGACGGGUGGACUACUCGGCGACCAAGUGGCUGAUGAAGAACAUGGAUCCGCUGAACGAGAACAUUGUGUCGCUGCUGCAGGGCUCUCAGGAUCCGUUUGUGGUGAACAUCUGGAAGGAUGCGGAGAUCGUUGGCAUGGCACAGCAGGCCCUGACCGACACCCAGUUCGGGGCACGCACCCGCAAGGGCAUGUUCCGCACCGUGUCCCACCUGUACAAGGAGCAGCUGGCGAAGCUGAUGGACACGCUGCGCAACACGAAUCCCAACUUCGUGCGCUGUAUCAUACCGAACCACGAGAAGCGGGCGGGCAAGAUCGAUGCCCCCCUGGUGCUCGACCAGUUGCGUUGCAACGGCGUCCUCGAGGGCAUCCGCAUCUGCCGCCAAGGCUUCCCCAAUCGCAUACCCUUCCAGGAGUUCCGCCAGCGGUACGAGCUGCUCACACCGAACGUCAUCGCCAAGGGCUUCAUGGACGGCAAGAAGGCGUGCGAGAGGAUGAUCCAGGCGCUGGAACUCGACUCGAAUCUGUAUCGAGUCGGUCAGUCGAAGAUCUUCUUCCGCGCCGGCGUCCUCGCCCAUCUCGAGGAGGAGCGAGACUUCAAGAUCUCCGACCUGAUCGUGAACUUCCAGGCCUUCUGUCGCGGCUUCCUCGCCCGCCGCAACUACCAGAAGCGGCUCCAGCAGCUGAACGCCAUCCGCAUUAUUCAGCGUAAUUGCGCCGCCUACCUCAAGCUCCGCAACUGGCAGUGGUGGCGCCUCUACACCAAGGUCAAGCCCCUGCUGGAGGUCACCAAGCAGGAGGAGAAGCUCGUCCAGAAGGAGGAUGAGCUGAAGCAGGUGCGCGAGAAGCUCGACACGCUGGCCAAGAACACGCAGGAAUACGAGCGCAAGUACCAGCAGGCGCUGGUGGAGAAGACCACCCUGGCCGAGCAGCUGCAGGCGGAGAUUGAGCUGUGCGCCGAGGCGGAGGAGUCGCGCUCCCGUCUGAUGGCCCGCAAACAGGAGCUCGAGGACAUGAUGCAGGAGCUGGAGACGCGUGUCGAGGAGGAGGAGGAGCGUGUACUGGCCCUGGGCGGUGAGAAGAAGAAACUCGAGCUGCACAUCCAAGAUCUGGAGGAGCAGCUGGAAGAGGAGGAGGCGGCGCGCCAGAAGCUGCAGCUGGAGAAGGUUCAGCUGGAUGGCAAGAUUAAGAAGCACGAGGAGGAUCUCGCUCUCACCGACGACCAGAACCAGAAGCUGCUCAAGGAGAAGAAGCUGCUCGAAGAGCGGGCCAACGAUCUCUCGCAAACGCUCGCCGAGGAGGAGGAGAAGGCCAAGCAUCUGGCCAAGCUGAAGGUCAAGCAUGAGGCCACCAUCGCCGAGCUAGAAGAGCGCAUGCACAAGGAUCAGCAGCAGCGCCAGGAGACGGACCGCACCAAGCGUAAGAUCGAAACUGAGGUCGCGGAUCUCAGGGAGCAGCUGAACGAGCGACGCACCCAAGUGGACGAGAUGCGGGCGCAGAUGGUGAAGCGCGAGGAGGAGCUUACCCAGACACUGAUGCGUAUCGACGAGGAGUCAGCCAGCAAGGCCACCGCCCAGAAGGCGCAACGUGAACUCGAAUCGCAGCUCGCCGAGAUCCAGGAGGAUCUUGAGGCCGAGAAGGCGGCCCGCGCCAAGGCCGAGAAGGUGCGUCGCGACCUCAGCGAGGAGCUUGAAGCUCUCAAGAACGAGCUUCUCGACUCCCUGGACACUACAGCCGCCCAACAGGAAUUGCGCUCCAAGCGCGAACAGGAGCUGGCCACGCUGAAAAAGUCGCUCGAGGAGGAGGGUGUGAACCACGAGGGCGUCCUGGCCGAUAUGCGGCACAAGCACUCGCAGGAGCUGAACGGCAUCAACGAUCAGUUGGAGAACCUGCGCAAGGCCAAGUCCGUGCUGGAAAAGGCCAAGGGCACGCUGGAGGCGGAGAACGCUGAUCUGGCCACCGAAUUGCGCAGCGUCAACAGCUCCCGGCAGGAGAACGAUCGCCGACGCAAGCAGGCCGAAUCCCAAAUCGCAGAGCUUCAAGUUAAACUGGCCGAGAUUGAACGCGCCCGUUCGGAGCUGCAGGAGAAGUGCACAAAGCUGCAGCAGGAGGCGGAGAAUAUUACCAAUCAGCUGGAGGAGGCUGAACUGAAGGCAUCGGCGGCCGUCAAGUCGGCCAGCAAUAUGGAGUCGCAGUUGACGGAAGCGCAGCAGCAGCUGGAGGAGGAGACACGCCAGAAGCUGGGCCUCAGCUCCAAGCUGCGUCAGAUCGAGUCCGAGAAGGAGGCGCUGCAGGAGCAGCUCGAGGAGGAUGAGGAGGCCAAGCGGAACUUUGAGCGCAAACUGGCCGAGGUCACCGGGCAGAUGCAGGAGAUUAAGAAGAAGGCCGAGGAGGAUGCCGACCUGGCCAAGGAGCUGGAGGAGGGCAAGAAGCGGCUCAACAAGGAACUCGAGGUGUUGGAGCGACAGGUGAAGGAGCUAAUUGCCCAGAACGAUCGUCUGGAUAAGAGCAAAAAGAAGAUCCAGUCGGAGCUGGAGGAUGCCACCAUCGAACUGGAGACGCAACGCACGAAGGUGCUCGAACUCGAGAAGAAGCAGAAGAACUUUGACAAGAUCCUCGCCGAGGAGAAAGCCAUAUCAGAGCAGAUCGCACAGGAGCGCGACACUGCGGAGCGUGAGGCGCGCGAGAAGGAGACCAAGGUGCUGUCGGUGUCCCGCGAGCUGGACGAGGCCUUCGACAAGAUCGAGGAUCUCGAGAACAAGCGCAAGACCCUCCAGAACGAGCUUGACGACCUGGCCAACUCCCAAGGCACCGCCGACAAGAAUGUCCACGAGCUUGAGAAGGCGAAGCGCGCCCUGGAGUCGCAGCUGGCCGAGCUGAAAGCACAAAACGAGGAGCUCGAGGAUGAUCUCCAGCUGACGGAGGAUGCCAAGCUGCGUCUCGAGGUCAAUAUGCAGGCCCUGCGUUCCCAGUUUGAGCGUGAUCUGCUGGCCAAGGAGGAGGGUGCGGAGGAGAAGCGACGUGGGCUGGUGAAGCAAUUGCGCGAUCUUGAGGCGGAGCUCGAUGAGGAGCGCAAGCAGCGCACUGCAGCCGUGGCGUCGAAGAAGAAGCUGGAGGGUGACCUCAAGGAGAUCGAGACCACGAUGGAGAUGCAUAACAAGGUGAAGGAGGAUGCUCUGAAGCAUGCCAAGAAGCUGCAAGCACAAGUCAAGGAUGCGCUUCGCGACGCCGAGGAGGCCAAGGCUGCCAAGGAGGAGCUGCAGGCGCUGAGCAAGGAGGCCGAGCGCAAGGUCAAGGCCCUGGAGGCAGAAGUAUUACAACUGACCGAGGAUUUGGCCAGCUCGGAGCGUGCACGACGGGCCGCCGAAACGGAGCGCGACGAACUUGCCGAAGAGAUUGCCAACAGUUCCAGCAAGGGCUCGCUGAUGGUCGAUGAGAAGCGACGACUGGAGGCCCGCAUUGCCACACUCGAGGAGGAGCUGGAGGAGGAGCAGUCCAAUUCGGAGGUACUGCUCGACCGCAGCCGCAAGGCGCAGCUGCAGAUCGAGCAGCUGACCACGGAGCUAGCCAACGAGAAGUCCAACUCGCAGAAGAACGAGAAUGGACGCGCUCUGCUCGAGCGCCAGAACAAGGAGCUGAAGGCCAAGCUGGCCGAGAUCGAAACGGCACAGCGCACCAAGGUGAAGGCCACCAUCGCCACACUCGAGGCCAAGAUCGCCAAUCUGGAGGAGCAGCUGGAGAACGAGGGCAAGGAGCGGCUGCUGCAGCAGAAGGCCAACCGCAAGAUGGACAAGAAGAUCAAGGAGCUGACGAUGAACAUCGAAGACGAGCGGAGACAUGUCGACCAGCACAAGGAGCAAAUGGAUAAGCUGAAUAGCCGCAUCAAACUGCUCAAGCGCAAUCUGGACGAGACGGAGGAGGAGCUGCAGAAGGAGAAGACGCAGAAGCGCAAGUACCAGCGCGAGUGCGAGGACAUGAUUGAAUCGCAGGAGGCCAUGAACCGUGAGAUCAACUCACUCAAAACUAAACUACGACGCACCGGCGGCAUGGGUCUCAGCUCCAGCAGGCUCACGGGCACACCCUCAUCAAAGCGCGGAGGAGGCGGCGGCGGUGGUGGCGGCGGCGGCGGCGGCGGUGACGACAGCUCAUCGGUGCAGGAUGAAUCAUUAGAUGGCGAGGAUUCGGGCAAUUGACGCGUUAAUUAUUAGGUCAAGAUCGAGAAUAGGACGGAGAAGUGAUGAAGAGAAGAGCAAAUUAAACGAUUAUAUUUAAUGUUUCUUUUAUAUAAUUUCUCUGUUAUUUUUUAUAUAAACUAUUAUACAUACUUAAAUUAAAAACGUAAACCAACAAAACCAACAUUUUUAUAACGACAAAAACAUAAAUAAUGAAACAAAAAAAAGCAAAUGCAAAAACAAUGUUGUAAAACACUCCAAUUCCCCCUAAAUUUAUAUAAAACAACCAUAAACACAUAAGAAACUUAUUCCCCGCAACCCUCGAGUGGCUGCCAAUCGGAGCACGCAUCGAAAAUAAAAACGACAUUUAUACAACACAAAAAUAAACUUAAUAACUCUUCCUUCAGCAUAUAGAGUCCUCCACACAACCAUCAGGAACACACUUACAUACUUCCACAUUGCAAUCUUUACAUACAUACAUAAAUACCUAACAUAGAACCCAUAGCAAUACGAUGCAAAAUAUGUAAUUCAUGCAUUUAACAACUAAAAACGGUUUUCAAAAUGGAAACCUAUCCGAAACAGAGCUGAG